Molecule: messenger RNA, 1041 nt
Organism: Fusarium graminearum PH-1
Lineage: Eukaryota; Fungi; Ascomycota; Sordariomycetes; Hypocreales; Nectriaceae
Exons: 9
Coding region: 1-1041 (346 amino acids)
Molecular function (GO): methyltransferase activity
Source: RefSeq, a predicted model, not a curated record
AUGUCUUCUCCUCGCAACAACCAAGAAGAGGUUAUCCAGCCUGACCAUGCCCUACAGCCUAUCGCGGAUGAUGAGACCUUUGAUACCGAUAGCGAACGGUCCUCGUUGACGUCUCUCACGUCGUCUAUUCUACAGGGUAAAGUUGAGGGAGGGAGGACUUAUGCCGUCUACGGUAAAGAAGAGUAUGGACUCCCAAUGGACGAGGCUGAGCUUGAUCGCAUCGAUAUGUGUCACACAAAGUACUGCGCUCUCAUUGGGAAGACUCGCUAUUUAGCGCCCGUAAAUAGCCCUCAAAGAAUUCUUGAUCUUGGCUGUGGCACAGGUAUAUGGUCCAUCGAGAUGGCUGAGGAGUUUCCAUCUGCUGAGAUAAGCUCUGAGCCAGGUUACUCACGGAACUCAUUCUGUGUGAGGCUAAGUCGCUCCAGGGUUCCCCCAAACUGUCACUUCGAGGUCGAUGAUAUCGAGAGAAUAUGGACAUGGCGAGAAGAGAGCUUUGACUUUAUCUUCUCCCGAGAUCUCCUGCUCGCAAUUCGAGAUUGGCCAGCAUUGAUCGACCAAACUUACACACACCUCCAACCCGGAGGCUGGGUGGAGUUUCAGGCCAUCGUUGGCGUUCUUGGGUGCGAUGACGACUCAAUCCCUGAAGACAGCUACCUACGCAAAUUCUCCACCAUGAUGGAGCAGGGUUCUUCCAAGUUCGGCGCCUGUCUUACAGACCCCAUGAAGUGGAAAGGUUGGUUCGAGGAGCGCGGCUACACCAAUGUUACAGAACGAGUUUUUAAGCUUCCCUUCAACCCAUGGCCCAAAGAUCCACGCAUGAAGCUACUAGGAGCAUGGGAGAUGGAGAAUCUCCUGCAGGGACUUGAGGCGAUGGUGACUAGGAUGUUCCAGAAGGGACUUGGCUGGACGGAUGCUGAGGUGACUGUCUUUUUGGCAUUCUUGAGAAAGGAGAUUAAGAAUCCUCGUAUGCAUGGCUAUUGGCCUUAUUAUGUCGUUUAUGCCCAGAAGCCGGAGGAGGAAAAGGCACAGGCUGUCGAGUGA